Molecule: messenger RNA, 3294 nt
Organism: Larimichthys crocea (large yellow croaker)
Lineage: Eukaryota; Metazoa; Chordata; Actinopteri; Sciaenidae
Gene: asb12a
Product: ankyrin repeat and SOCS box-containing 12a
Exons: 4
Coding region: 233-1192 (319 amino acids)
Molecular function (GO): protein binding
Source: RefSeq, a predicted model, not a curated record
ACACACACACACACAAACACACAAACCAUACUGCAUGUUUCACAACUCACAGCUUCUGUGUAUGCAUCACAUACUCCCUGGAGGACUUUACUUUUCUUCUUUCUACACGUGACUUAUUGUUAUGGAGUUUUGAAAGUGUUUAUCUUCCACUUCUUCUUCUUCUUCUAAUGUCAUCAGCAAGUAACUAAAAGAGAUGGAGGAGCUUCGACUUGCAUCAGCCUGAGGUUACAUUAUGAUUCUGGGCCAAACUGUCAACAUGAGUUUGAUGGACAUUUCUAAGAUCUUCUCCCUGCUGCAGCCUAAGGAGGAGGAUGAGGACAACGAGCAGUGUCAGGCCUUGAACAAUGCUGUAAGCAGUGACAACGUGACUCUGCUCACCGAGCUUCUGUCUCAGGAGAGUUUCAGGAGGUCUAUCAAUGCUCGAAGCGGGUGGGGGGUUCCAGUCACCCCCUUGCGCACUGCUGCCGCUCUAGGACACCUGAGGUGCUUGGAGUUGUUGUUGGAGCAUGGCGCAGAGAUUGACAGCCUGGAUGUAAAAGCCCAGACACCCCUUUUCACCGCCGUCAGUGGAAAACAUCUGGACUGCGUAGUUGCCCUGCUGAAGGCUGGAGCCGAUCCUAAUGGCAGUCAGUACAACAAUUGCUCCCCGGUGCUGACUGCCGCACGAGAGGGCGAUUUAGACGUACUCCGAGAACUGCUGAGGUUCGGAGCCGAAGUGGAUGUCAGACCCAAAGUCCCCGAGUGGGCCUCCAAUGCCACAACUUGCAGAGGGCCCCUGUACAUCUCAGCUGUUUAUGGACACUUGGACUGCUUUAAACUGCUCCUCCUCCAUGGAGCCAACCCAAACUACAACUGCACAGAUGAGAAGAUGCUGGCCCGGAUCAAGCAGCCAAAGACAGUUCUGGAAGUGUGUCUCCGUUAUGGCUGUGGGGUGGAGUACAUCCAACUUCUCAUAGACUUUGGGGCAGAUGUGUAUCUUCCUACACUGAUCAUUGACAAGACCACGAAGCAGAAUGAAGCUCUGGUUCUGCUGCUCAAAGAGAGAGUUUGUCCCAAAACACUGAUGUCGCAGACUCGGCUAGCAAUUCGAAGAUACCUCACCCUUGCCAAUAAUGACGCGGCCAUUGACAGUUUGGACAUUCCUCUUAUCCUGAGGAACUACCUGAAGCACAGCACCUCUGAACUCAUGUGAAGUUCAAGUUAGCACCAGAAUAAAUGGCCAGUGGACUUUUUUUAUAACCUCUUUGCUGUAUACUCAUGACUGUAUUAUUGAUUUGUUAGAUGUAGGACAAGACAACGGACACUCAUACAGCCAACCACCAUGUGUGAUACGUUUCUCAGGUUCCUUUGGAGAUCACUAUGCUGUCCCAGUGCUGUAAAUUCUUGUUUAUAUUAUUUAUUCAUCAAGAUUAAGGUUUGUGACUGACAUAUUUUAAGUUCAAAACAUAUUUAUCUCACCGAAGUGUCUUUGUCAAAAGAGAAAGAUGAUCAUCCUUGAUGGGCUCCAUGUUGGAAAAUCUACCCUGCCCUUGGGAGAUGUAACACCAUGGUUGACCACUAGAGACCACAGUAAUACUGCUUGUUGCUAUCAUUCAGCUCUGAAUGCUUCUCACUGGCAAAUUUGAGUAUCUGUUAAUACAUCUUUGCAUUACAUUUAGCUGUCAUAUCCCACAGGUGACAUUACACAACCAAAUAUAUAGCCUCUCUUCAAUUAUGUAGACAUCCAGACAUAACUGGAGAACGCAGUGACAGUGUCUGCAACGCGCCAGGAUGUCUUAGAUCUUGCUUGAAAAACAGUCUUGGAUCUUCAAAACAUUCGGAAGCGGAGUGAUCUGCUGUCACUGCAUCAUGGCCAGCUGGGAGAAUAAAUUUACAUGAGUCUCAUUACUUAUUGAUUGCUGCAUAGUUGUUUGCAGGCCACAAAUUGUGGUUUGAUGUUUGUUUAAAAUGUUCUUUUGUGACUGUGACACCAAUCCCGAUGAUGUUAGCGUCUCAAGUUUGUGCUGUACACCCUUAAACCUUUUUUUUUUUUUCUGUAAACAGGAAUUAAUGAGUCAGUUUGUUGGAAUGGGGCCUACAAACAGGAAAUGAUGUCAGACGACAGGAAACCCCCAGCACAAUGCCCUUACUCACACAUUAACGCCUCAAACACGCAGGUUCUGUAGAGGUUUUAUUUUCAACAAAAGUACAGCUAUAUCAGAUAUGGAUUUAUUUUUACAGCAAAGUACAACAUAUUCCCAGUGCUUCUGAUUACAUCAAAACAUAUAAUGUACAUACAGUUGACAUCUCCACUCUCCCAUUCACAGUUUCUGGAUUGAAUAGGCAUUAUUUUUCAGGUUUUUCAUUUCUACAACAAAUAAUCAAACUCAAAAGGCCAGCAAGAAAGAAAAUGACAAAUGUUUGCAUAUGGUGACAAAGGAUAUGGAUAGUGUGAGUUAAAAUCUUCUGUGAUAGGCAAAAAUCCAGACCUCAAACUAGAUGGUAAUAUACAAUGAGUAGAUUCCAAAAAGUGGGAUAUCAGUCUUCUCUUAACCUUGUAGUCAUUGAACACCACAUCAACAUAUGGCUCAUUGAAGACUCUGUUGUACCCUGACUAUUCUGAAACAAUACAGGACUGCAUAACCAACCGCAAGGAGUUCCUACUGAAGAUGUUGCUAUGUUAAAUGUGAGUGAGCGCGGUUAGCCGCUCGUGUACACCCUGGACUAAAAGAAACGACAUAAAUCUAAGUAACCUCUGAUGCAUCUGAUCGGCAGUCUGCUAACUUGACUGUCGUGGUUUUGUGACCGGAAAGAGAAAAAAUAAAAUUAAAAUAAAAAUAACAACAGAAAUCUUCAAAGAAGGCUGUCCUCUCAGCUCUCAGUACAAGGUCAGGAUGAUAAUUAUAUAAGAAAAUAAAACCAAUAUAUACAUCCUUUAAACAAUGUGGCCAAAAAUGGUACUAUUCAAUACUGCAUUCAAUAAAUACAAGUGAGGAAUUAAUUUGUACUGUCAAGUCAUUGUACUUCAAAGAAUCAUUUCUUAAGUAGAAACAAGAGCAUGAUAUGAAUUGCAAUGAAGUACUACGUGUGUUUUGUGUGUGUGUAUGCGUGUAUGUGUGUGUGUGUGCGUCUUCAGGAUUAUGUUUAUUUUUAGCUCAUCCCGAGAGGUUUCGCAUUUAUUCAGCUCUUCUGCUUGACUACAAAUCUAUACACAAACACCCAUGAUCAGUGCUAACUCCUAUUUGGUUCACUGUUGUCAUAGAAAAAUUAUACCCGUUUUGCCUCAGCGGUUGAUGGUAUUCCAAAAAAACAAAA